AUGACGAAACAUGCGGAAGAAUGGGCGAAGUCAUGCCCUGUUUGCGCAAUCAACGGUAAACCCGAGAGGCCAACCCACAUGGCACGAGUAUUCGCUCCACAUGCGGUAUGGGAGACCAUCGCCUUAGAUUUUAAUGGCCCUUACUCAAAAUUCGGUGGAAUAUCGGUGCUGGUUGAUGAGGACUAUCGUUCUAGAUAUGUAAUCACCAAGCCAGUGAAGUCCACGAGUUUUGAGAACACUCGAAAGAUCUUGGAGGAGGUGUUCGAAAAAGAAGGUUUCCCAGAUAACAUAAAGUCGGACAACGGUCCCCCCUUCAACGGAGAGGACUAUAGGCAAUACUGUCUCGAACGCGGAAUAAACGCCAUUUUUUCGACACCCUUAUACCCCCAGCAAAACGGUCUGGCUGAGAGCUGCAUGAAGCUGGUAAACAAAGCAAUGACCGUGGCGGCUACAAGUGGAUCAGGCUAUGGAGAAGAGUUGGAUGCGGCAAUUCAUGCGUAUAACGCUGCAGCACAUUCCGUUACAGGUAUUCCACCAGAAGAGGUGAUGACGGGUAGAAAAAUUAGACGGGGUCUCCCUCUGAUUUAUCGCGGGAAAGCAGCCUUCGAUGACAACGCGAGAGAUCAUAAAUCUAAAAUAGACGCAAAAGUACGAGAGGACGCACGGCGAGGUGCCCGUCAAUGCCGCAUUAAGCGAGAGGACACAGUGGUCGUAGAACGACAGGUCCGUUCAAAAGGGGAGCCAAGGUUCGACCCUCGUAGGUAUACGGUGACAGAGGAACGGAAUGGCAUGCUGGUUUUGAGCGACGAAAACGGUCAAACCCUAAAGAGGCAUGUAUCGCAAACCAGGAAGGUUUACCGUUGGCGACACUCCGAAGAUGAUGACAUCCUUCCAGAAUGUUCGGUAGACCAGGACUUUACUCCACAGCCAUCGCUGGUGGAAAAUCCUCAGCCUAGCGUUGCUGAAUGCCCAACUCGAGCGAAAAGAACUCCCGAAUACCUAAAAAACUACAUAAGAGUUGUUGAGGAUGAACCAAUAUAA
Molecule: messenger RNA, 1041 nt
Organism: Wyeomyia smithii (pitcher-plant mosquito)
Lineage: Eukaryota; Metazoa; Arthropoda; Insecta; Diptera; Culicidae
Exons: 1
Coding region: 1-1041 (346 amino acids)
Biological process (GO): DNA integration
Molecular function (GO): nucleic acid binding
Source: RefSeq, a predicted model, not a curated record